Molecule: messenger RNA, 2332 nt
Organism: Myripristis murdjan (pinecone soldierfish)
Lineage: Eukaryota; Metazoa; Chordata; Actinopteri; Holocentriformes; Holocentridae
Gene: tdp1
Product: tyrosyl-DNA phosphodiesterase 1
Exons: 16
Coding region: 140-1981 (613 amino acids)
Biological process (GO): DNA repair
Cellular component (GO): nucleus
Molecular function (GO): 3'-tyrosyl-DNA phosphodiesterase activity; single-stranded DNA binding; double-stranded DNA binding
Source: RefSeq, a predicted model, not a curated record
CAACCCGGCCGCAUUUUACUUAUGCACGUCGUAUAGUCGAGUUUGUGCAUGAACGUGCAGAGCGAUCAUAACUAAUAAACAAAAGGUUUAAUCAGUCACAACAGCCGACCUGCGCCGCUGUACAGAUUUCUGACCUGACAUGUCUCAGGACAGUCAGCAUGGCAAGUGGAGCAUCUCCAGCAGUGAUGAUGAUGACGAAGAUCCUCUCCCUUCCAGCGGCUCUUCGUCUAAACCCGGUCAAGCGGCUGAUUCCAACCACAGCUCCAAACGGGAACCUGUAGCAGCUGCCGCUGUGGUGAAGUCAGAACCAAAUAAUGGCGCUGCAUCCUUGCUUGCCAUUGGCUCUGAGGCUAGACAGGCGGCCCAUGCCAGCCAGUUAAAUCCUGUGAAAUACGAAUCCAGUCCGUCAAUGGCUGGGAAGCGUAAGAAGGAGGCGCUGGAGGACUUGGGCUGGGCUCUCUCCGACAGCGAUGAUGAUGGUGCUGGAGGUGAGAAGGGGAAGAGUCUUAGAGAUUUACCCAAGAGGUCACCACCCAGCCCCAAAGCCAAGAAGGUGAAGGAGGAACGCCCUCCCAGCCCGCAUGGCCGGGUGUACUACAUCGACGAGCCACAGGAUUUCUUCGAGGCCAGUGUUCCUCAUCUGAACGACACCUACAGGUUUUACCUCAACAAAGUCACAGGGCUGGACAAGAAGUUCAACACUGGAGCUCUGCACAUCAGAGACAUCCUCUCGCCAUUAUUUGGGACGUUGAAGGAAUCUGUUCAGUUUAACUACUGCUUCGAUAUUGCCUGGAUGGUUCAGCAGUACCCACCAGAGUUUAGGGAUCGUCCAGUUCUGAUAGUGCAUGGUGAUAAGAGGGAAGCCAAGGCCCGGCUGGUCCAGCAGGCUCAGCCCUUCCCUCAUGUUCAGCUGUGCCAGGCCAAACUGGAUAUUGCAUUUGGGACUCACCACACUAAGAUGAUGUUGUUGUGGUACGAGGAAGGCUUCAGAGUCAUCAUUAACACCUCCAACCUCAUCAGAGCCGACUGGUACCAGAAAACACAAGGGAUGUGGAUGAGCCCGCUGUUUCCACGGUUACCAAAGGGCAGCCCUGCAAGCAGUGGCGAGUCACCCACCUUCUUUAAGAAAGACCUGCUGGAAUACCUGGCGUCAUACCGCGCACCAGAACUCACCGACUGGAUCCAGCGAAUCAGAGAGCACGACCUGUCCGAGACCAGGGUAUAUCUGAUUGGCUCAACCCCAGGGAGGUACGUCGGUUCAGACAUGGAGCGCUGGGGCCACCUGAGACUGAGGAAGUUGUUGUACGAGCACACACAACCUUUUCCUGAUGAAGAAAGCUGGCCUGUGAUUGGCCAGUUCUCCAGUAUCGGCUCUAUGGGGCUGGAUAAGACCAAAUGGUUGGCGGGGGAGUUCCAGCGCACCCUGACCACGCUGGGGAAGUCCUCUCUCCGCUCGGACCCCACCAUUCAUUUGGUGUAUCCAUCAGUGGAGGACGUGAGAACAAGUUUGGAAGGCUACCCAGCGGGAGGCUCCCUUCCCUACAGCAUCCAGACAGCUCAGAAGCAGCUCUGGCUCCACUCCUACUUUCACCGGUGGAAAGCAGAUACAACAGGGAGGAGUCAUGCCAUGCCACACAUUAAGACUUACAUGAGGACAUCACCAGAUUUCACCCAAUUGGCCUGGUUCCUUAUCACAAGUGCCAACCUAUCAAAGGCGGCAUGGGGUGCGUUGGAGAAGAACAACACACAGGUGAUGGUUCGCUCAUAUGAGCUGGGAGUCCUCUACCUGCCCUCUGCCUUUAACAUGAAGACCUUCCCCGUUCAGAGAAAUCCAUUUCCUGUCUCCUCAUCCUCCUCUGGUUUCCCCGUGCCCUUUGACCUCCCUCCUACACACUACUCCACUAAAGAUCAGCCAUGGAUCUGGAACAUUCCUUACAGCCAGGCUCCCGACACACACGGCAACAUCUGGGUUCCCUCCUGAACACAUGCAGACACGCACACACACACACACACACACACACACACACAUAAAUCUCUCUCUCCCUCUCUCUCAUUCUCUCUCUAUCUUUAUUCUUGCCUUAUUGUGUUGCGUCCAUACUUAAAUCUUCUUUGGUAACUGUCAACACUGGCUGUAGUUAAUCAGUAGGAUUGUUAACAUGUUUUAUAUAUUAUAAUACUGUAGACUCACAAGUUUUCUACCAAUAAAUGCAAUAAUUUUGUAGUAUAUUGCAGUGUCGUCUCAUCUCAUUUUCUUGUUUUCUUGCCUCAGUCUUUUUAUGGUUACUUUUGUAUGUAUGAUAUCAAUAACUGAAAUGUUUACACGGCAAAAGCG